AUUCCAAAACCACUCACAAACCAACAUCCUCCUCAAAAUCAAGAAUCUUGCCUGAGAUCAUCAUACAGAUAGAUUUCAAGAACCGAUCAUCUAAACUUCGAUAUGGAUCUCAAUUACAAAGCAACCGAGCUAAGAUUAGGGUUGCCUGGAACCAACGACUUGCCGGAAGUUAAUACGACGACGACAUGUUCCCUCACCAAGAGCACCAAAAGAAGCUCGUCGGAGAUGAGUCAAAAUGAAACCGACGAAUCAAGAUCCUCCCCUCCGGCAAAGGAACAAGUAGUCGGGUGGCCUCCGGUGAGAUCUUACCGGAAAAACGUAUUACAAGGGAAGAAAGUGUUGCCGGAGAUGGGCUCCGCGAUGUAUGUGAAAGUGAGCAUGGAUGGAGCUCCAUAUUUGAGAAAAGUUGAUCUAAAAGUAUACAAAAGCUAUGGGGAGUUGAUGAAGGGUUUAGAGGAGAUGUUUUUGUGCACAAUAGGGUUGUACAAUGAGAACGAAAGGUACGAUGGAUCAAAGCAUGCAGCAACUUAUGAAGACAAAGAUGGAGACUGGAUGCUUGUUGGAGAUGUGCCAUGGGAAAUGUUUGUUACGUCUUGCAAAAGACUUAGAAUCAUGAAAGGGUAUGAAGCUAGAGGGUUGGAUUUAUAGUUUUUAUUAGCUUAUAAAUUAAUCCAACUCAGAUAUUUUUGAUAAAAGAAACUGUAAAAAAAUAGAGAAAGUUCAUGUAAGUAAUUGAGAUUUUCUUGUGAUUGAAAGUUAUAUAAGUUUGAAUCCCGUGUUUGGUA
Molecule: messenger RNA, 785 nt
Organism: Lactuca sativa (garden lettuce)
Lineage: Eukaryota; Viridiplantae; Streptophyta; Magnoliopsida; Asterales; Asteraceae
Product: auxin-induced protein 22D
Biological process (GO): regulation of DNA-templated transcription
Cellular component (GO): nucleus
Source: RefSeq, a predicted model, not a curated record